Neodiprion fabricii is the source of this 4541-nucleotide messenger RNA. RefSeq names its product G-protein coupled receptor dmsr-1. The transcript is spliced from 6 exons. NCBI's taxonomy places the organism in Eukaryota, Metazoa, Arthropoda, Insecta, Hymenoptera, Diprionidae. Gene Ontology annotation, molecular function: G protein-coupled peptide receptor activity. The coding region runs from base 696 to 1910 and encodes 404 amino acids. The record is from RefSeq and is a predicted model, not a curated record. Gene Ontology annotation, cellular component: membrane. Gene Ontology annotation, biological process: G protein-coupled receptor signaling pathway.
UCCGUCAGUGAUCGUCUCCUCCCCCGCACCACGUUUCGAGAGUUAUCGCGGAUUUACCUGUUGCCGACGAUCCGCUCUGCGCCCGUCAAACUCACCUUCUCGCGCUAUUUUCGGCUGACAUCAGGAAGAAGUGGACAGCGGCAUUUGCGGAAGGGAAAACCAUCAUCCCCUUCCUUUAAUGGAUGAAAGGGAGAAAAUCGUUGAGCUGAAACAAUCUCUGGACAUGUUCAUGGACAACGUUGCGAAUUUGUUUCUCGGAUCUUCGUAACGUGGAACUUAAAAUUGCGCCGGUUUGAAGUCCAAGAACCGAUCAUACGCUGCUUUGGAGAAGAAAUAUCGCAAUUUGAUUGUAUCGAUGGUGAGUUGCGAACAGAAAUGCGGAUGGAAUCGGUGAACGUCGAGCGAUGAACAAGGGUGAAUCCGGAUGACGGGGAAUGCAAUGGAAGUGGAUCCUUCGGUGGAAGAACACUUAAACAUCAACCGCAAAUUGGCGCCCUGCAGAGAAUAUUGACCAGCACCACAGAGUGAGCUGGUAGUUCGUGAUAAAAGAGGGAACCUGGAAUUAAGCGUCAGGGGUUGGGGUCUGAGAUCUGUAAGCCUGGACCGGAAUGUGCUGUACAACCUGGCGGAAGUCCAGACUGAUGCGAAUCAGCUGAACGCUACUCUACCUUAAGCACUUGUUGUACGAAGUAACGAUGAUGAAUCGCCACGAGAACAUAUCGGACUUGUACAAGAAGCUUAAUAUAACCGAAGAGGACAUCGACUACCUGAACAACUUCAGCUUCCCAAACCUUCCGACGACUAGGACGACCAUUUCUUCGACCGAGGAGAAAUACUGCUACUGCAACGGUGUCGUUCGCGACCUUGCCCUCUCCUACAAGGUUUACCACGGCUACGUUGCCCUGAUAGUCUGCAUAUUUGGAAGCGUCGCGAAUAUGCUGAACAUCGUCGUUCUCACCCGGAAGGACAUGGCCUCGGCACCCAUAAAUCGCAUACUCACAGGACUCGCGACCGCCGAUAUGCUCGUCAUGUUCGAGUACGUUCCAUUCGCCGUCUACAAGUACCUCAUCCUUCCGGGACACAAGGUCUUUCCUUACGGAUGGGCGGUCUUCGUGCUCUUCCACAUGCACUUCGCCCAAGCCCUGCACACCAUCAGCAUAGGAUUGACCCUCACUCUUGCCGUCUGGAGGUACAUCGCCAUCAGGUUCCCGCAACACAAUCAUGCCUGGUGCACUGCUGCUCGGUGCAGAGUCGCACUCUGGAGCAGUUUUCUCGCCCCUUUCAUCGCCUGCGCUCCAAGCUAUCUGGUCUUCGGGAUCAGGGAGGAAAGGCUGGAGGAAAAUGGUCGGGUGGAAAUACUUUACUACGUCGAUGCGAUGGACGCAGACACGACGGGAAAGGGCUUCCUUAUUCAGUUGAACUUUUGGGUGUUGGCCGUAGUCGUCAAGCUCCUUCCCUGCCUGAUUCUGACCGUCAUUAGCUGCUGGCUGAUCAAAGCCUUGUACAAGGCGAAGGGAAGAAAGCAGGCGCUGAGGGAUUACAAUCCGUGCGCCAUUAACACAAUGAAGAACGGAGGCUCCCGGAGAGCCAGUAAAUCCGAGAGACGGACUGACCGGACAACUCGGAUGAUGGUUGCGGUGCUGCUCCUCUUUCUCGUCACCGAAUUCCCGCAGGGGAUUCUGGGCCUGCUUUCGGGCGUGCUGGGCGACUGUUUCUUCCGGAACUGCUACCACAAUUUGGGGGAGAUUAUGGACAUCCUCGCCCUACUGAACGGCGCCAUUAACUUCAUUCUCUACUGCUCGAUGUCGCGGCAAUUCCGGACGACCUUCGGCCAGCUCUUCAAGCCCAGGAUAAUGAAGAAGUGGCACCCGGCGACGCAGCAGACUGACAUACAGAGCACUUACGUAUGAUACAGGCCUGCCAAUGCCCCGAUUCAAGUCAGCUGCUUUUAACCCUUCCGUCUGUUCGUUGCGUUAUACCCCCUGCAAUGCCUCGCGCUAAAUGGCUGUGCAAAAACUCCUGUAUCUGUAUUUUCUCGCGUGUUGAAAACUCGAUCAUCCGCCGAAAGAAAUUCCUAAUUGUGGUCACUGUACAGUCCUUGACUAUUUUCAUUUUUUACCGUAGACGAGAAAUAUACUUCUCGGUACAAAAUGAGAAUAAAUGAGCUUUUUAGAUGUAACCAGAACAUCUAUAGGUGGGUAUGUGUUUUUGUUCCAUUUUUUAUUAUGCUCAAUCGUACUAUAUUUUCAUUGUAACUGUUGCAAUCAUUUUUGAGAUAUUGUCGGCUAUUUAACUUUAUCGAGAAACCAAGCAGCCAGAUUUAAUAUUGCAAUUACCGGAAAAUCUAGUACUGACAACUGUAAUUAUUCUAAAUAGUUAAUUGUAUCACAUUUUCUUGUGAUUCGAAGCAGAAUUUUCCAUGGUAAGUAUAACGAUGGAAACUUUCCUCAGUGUAUACUCUACUUUGUGUGAAAGCAUCGGAAGCUGUGCUUACUCGAAAUCAAAUCCCGACGCUAAUUCCUUUUUGCAUAUUUUAAAUCGUAAAAGUACCUUCUUCUCUUGUUAAAGGUACGAUCCUUGUGAUCAUUCAGGGGUGUCAAAAUUUCACUUCUCAUACAUCACAGUCUUGAAAGAAUGAAGGUAAGAAAAAGCGUAUAUUACUAUAUGUACGCAGCACGGAGAAAGCGAGGGGGAUGUAAGGUGAUUGACGUGAAAAAAAUGUUCACUCGAUUUUUAAGCUAAGAACUCGCGCUUGUCGCAUGAACUUAGAUUAUCGAAUUGCCGUCAAAGUUUACUCCCAGAAUACUCGAUGCACCGACAGGCCAGGACGUAUACUUAUAGGCAUUAUGUAACUAGGUAUUCGUUUUAUUCGAUAAAGAGCGAGCGGCGAACAACCUCGUUCAAAAUUCUAUCCAGUUACGACAAACGGCUGUUUCUCUUACAAAUUUAAUUACGUAAAUUUCAAGCGUCAGCGUUUGCGUAACCAUCGGAAGCCAUUUUUUCCCGAAUUCUUACCCAAACCCUCUGCCGUUGUCAAAUUGUGUGAUUAUAUAUGAAACUGAUAUUGCGAUUAUAUUACAAUCAAUAGAAUAAUUUCUGCGGAAUCUUUAUUCUUGUUGCCGGAAAAGUUGUCGACAAGUUAUCAAGCUUAUCAACGAUAAUCCUCAGAUUAUUAGAUUUCUUUGGCAACGGAUUGUCCUUGAAGUGAUAAAGAAGAAUAUCUGAAGCAAUGUUUUCACAAGCAUCGAUAUUGCCGUGUGUGUGUUUUUGUUAUUACGAACCCAACAAUGUGAGGUCCUGAAAUAUGCCGAUAUUAUUUCAAAAUUUUUUACAUUCGAAAUUGAGAUUUUCCUUUGUUCAAUGAAAUCAUGGACGUGGAACCUUUCACGUCAGGGAAUUGGAAAUUAAAAACUAAAAAAAAUGUCUCACGCAGAUUUUUCAACGCAACUUUCCAUUCGAUUAAAUUCGGUGAUAAAAAACCUUGUGCGAAAGAAUCCAAUUCUAUGGGGAUUAUCAUGAACGUGAAAAAAUAGAGUAAAUACCUGAGACCGAGAUAAUAGCGGGUUCUUUUAUUCCACGGGUCCAUUUUCCGGGUGAAAAAUUUUCGAAAUCAAACCACAAUUCCCUCAACGACGCAUAAACGUUGCUAUAUGUAUAUGUUUCGGAUAGCUCUUAUCUACGGAGGAAUUGAAACUGUUUUAAGUAUUAUACCAAGGCGAGGUAAGAAAAUUGAAAAUACAUGAAUAUUGGGUUAGCAUGGUUACAGAGGGUGGGAUGAGAAUAGGGAGGGUUCGGCGAGCCCACGGAGCAGAAAACAAUUUUAUCCUCUUUCUCGAAUGACUUUCGUUCAACCGUAGAAAUCGGGUCGGGGGGAUCAGCGAACGGGAAACGCGGAGCGACGGGUCAAGGGUGAAUAAGGUCUGAGGAAAAAUCCUUGUACCUACUCGGCACGGGGGGGAGGGGGAGGGGAAGAAAAGUAAAUAAACAGAAUGAAAUACUCUCCUCUCGGGGAAAUUGCUUGAUUGUAGUUAAAUCAAUUAGCUGUGCCUGCUGCUCUAAUUUCAUUAAUGACCCACCUCUCGUGGUUCCGAACUAAAUUGACCGACUUUACAUCAAUUACAGAAAAAUCAAGUUUCACGUUCCAAGCGCAGGGAAACGCAGUAAAGAUUUGUGACGAUUCGAUGCUUUCUCUUCUGUUUCUAGUGUUUCUUUUCUUUUUUUUUUUUUUUUUUUUUUUUUUUGUGCGUUACUUUUCUAAUUGUUCAGCUCUCAUUCCUUUUUCCGUGUAUCCCCGAUGAUAUCUGACCUACCAAUCCAAUUGGCUAGGUAACGAGACGAAGACAGCCGUGUGUAUUAUAAAUUACGGUUAGCUGAAGUCCGUUAAUUAUUUGUAAAUUGAAAAUUCGCUAUUCGUCGAAAUAGCAAUGUGUAAUGAUCGUAUGAAUAUUUAUAUACCUGUAUGUAUCGAUGAAUUUGUUGCGGUGUAAAAAUAAUGAGUGUAAACGAAGACAAGAGUUGAAAUAAAAACGUGGUUAUUUAUU